AUAAUGAAUAUCGGUAUAACAUGCUCCCUUUUUCUGCUUGUGUGUAUAAAAGCACAAGGUCCUCUUUCAGUGGUGUCAACAGUUAUGGAUAUUGUGUCAUUUGGCAUCGACAUUUACGACUUUUUUGAUGGAUUAUUCGAAGAAGAGGCGAAGUCCACUCCGGCACCUGUUGACUACAGCAGAAUAAUAGGAACAAUUUCCAGUAGAAUUGAGACAUCUACGAAGACUUUAACUUUAAAGGUCGAACUACAAGCGCAUCUCGCAGAGUUACGCAGCUGCGCGUAUACUAUCAGGGAACUGCUGGAGGAAAUGGAAAAUAUAGCUAAAGCUAAGGACGAGAAAAAUAGAAAUGCAUAUAAAACACGAUUUCAUAAUGAGUACGAAAGGCAAAAAAGCGAAGUGUACAAAAUCAAAAGCUUGUUAUCUUUCACUACAAAAGUGUCAGGGAUUUCAAAUACACUAUUACAAUUAGUAGCUGAUGGAUUUAUUGUGGAAUUACCAAUUUGGAAGAGUUUAAAACAUACUAUAUGACGUUAGUGUCAAAUGCUGUUGCUUUGGAUUUAUUAAACGAAAAACUGGCUGUAAAGGAUCUUUAUAAUGAUACGCUGCAGCACUGGAAAGAGGCAUUCGAAAGAAUUAUUGAUGAUUUUCAAAAGCAAAUAAAUCGGUGUAAAAGAAAUUUUGAAACUUUGAGUAUCAAAGAUUUUGAAAAUAUUAAUGAUGCAAAAGAACUUUUUGACAAUAAUCAACUGAAAUAUCCCCAUAAGAUAAGCGAUGUUCUCUUUUUGGGAGGAAGCUAUUGCCUUAGAACUUUGAAAAACUACACCAAGAUUCUUAAAAAGAAAGAUGAUAAAGGGACAACAAUUGCAAUAUUUCCCGAUGACGAAAACAUAGCAUCGUUUCCCGAGGAGCGCUUCGAACGAAUACUUUCCAAGACUAGUUUCUUGAAUUGUGUGAAGGACACUGAAAUAUUGAUAUCAUUGUUUGAUGUUUUGAGUUAUGAUCUAGUUAUGUCUCUAAUAUAUCCAGAGAAGCAAGAAUCUGAGUUCCAAAUACUUUUAGAUACGAACACGACUGCGAAUGUAUCUAUGAUACAGGACGGAAGUAGUACACCAUAUUGGACAAUUGUGUACAUAAAGAAGCAAAAAUAUGGCAUCAGAUCAACGCUUCAUGAUACCGAUUAUGAUGUUGUCAUGUAUGAGAAACAAGUUGAAACGUAUGGUUCACAUGACUCAGCAUUAUACGUCGAAAUAAUCGUUCCAUGUGCUGUAGUUGUUGUUGGAAUAGUUGGGACAGCAUUUUUUGCCUAUAAGUGUUAUAAGCGUAGACAAGCAAACGCCACACCUGCUCCUGAACCUCCAAUCGAACGGAACAUUGUUGUAAGAUUUGGGAGAGCAGUUAAGAGUAAAUUUUCAAAAUAAUUUAUGUAUCAUAACUGUCACAAUCUCAUUGUGAGUGAACAUCUAUAUACAUGCGUACAGUUUAUAAAUAACAAAUUAUUAUUGUAUUCAGAUGAUUCUGCUAAUUUAGUGUGUGGUAAAUGUAAACUAGAAAUUGAGCGUUUGUUAACCCAGGACCUUGAAUGAGUGAGUAACUGGUUAAUACACACCAAAUUGUCAUUAGGCACCUAUAGGGAAAACAGAAUCAAUUUUAUUUGGCUCAAAGCCCAUAUUAAGGAACGGUAUGUUAUAGUACUGUGAUUAUGCACACCGACUCUUUAAAUGAGACUUACCGUCGUAGAUGGGAAGUUGAAAUUUGAUCGACAUUAUUUUAAUCGCAAAAUUCAUUAGUAGUCACACGAGAGAAGCUUCUAGCAAAUUACCAACAACCAACACAUCAGUCUUUAGAGAUCUUCGCGUCAAUUUUAUGGUGCGAAGAUAAAAGAUUGAUGAAGAUCCAAAAUAUUCAUUUAGUCAGGGCAGGGAUGUGAGGGCGCGUGACUACUAAGGAAUUUUGCGAUUAAUAGAAUAUCGAUCAAAUUUCAACUUCCCAUCUACGGCGGUAAGUCUCAUUUACUCUUCCCAUUCUAUUAAUCGCUAAAUCCCUUAUGUAGCCCCACGAGACUUCAGAGUUGGAUUUUCAUCAACUAAAAAGAAGCAAGAAACUCAGAUAUCUUGUGUAUAUUUCUUACUAUACAUAAAUCACACAUAAUAAGGUACAUGUUUCUAAAGCUCAGGCCCGUAGCCAGAGGCUAAUUUUAACCGAGGCAGUGUAGGGGGGUCCGGGGGCAUGCUCCCCCGGAAAUUUUUUUUUCUUUAGGUCGUCAAUGGUGCAUUCUGGAGGGUCCUGCGACUAUGUUUUACUACUUUAAAUUUGGUGUUUUUAAUGUAGUUUUGUACUGAUUUUUUACUUAUGAGUAUGCGGAUCCAUAAUUCUAAAUCUGAUUAAGAAUUAUCAAAUAGGCUGUAGAUCUAUAUUACGGCUGUUACUGUAAAGUCAUUCUGAAUGGGUGUAAUAUAUCAUUUCCCUAUGUUUUUGAACUUGAACUUUAAUUGGUACCAUUUGUAUUCUUAAUUGAAAUACAUGUACUUAAUUACUUUUUUCAUUGCAUGCCAAAUUUUAACCGAGGCAACUGCCUCACUUGCCUCAACGUAGCUACGGGCCUGAAGCUAUCUAUAAUUUCUGUCAAUAAUAUUGCUAUUAAGCAUUGUUGUAUUUUUGAAUAGUUAUGCAUUUAAAACAUAUCUCACAGUAACAUUUAUUUUUGUAACACAUUUUGUACAGUCCUAUUAUCCUCUAUCGUUUUAUCAUAGAACUUUGUAAAAGUGUUCGCAUUUUUCUACCCUGCUGUCUUUAUUAUUGUUCCCAGUGGUACACCAGAUAGUUUAGCUGCUGACGUUGAUGCAGCUCUUGUGCUGUGAGUACCGAAAUUAUCAAUCCCUGCCUUUGAAAGAAUGUUUUUAACCCAUCUUGAGAUUGUUUGUUUUGAGACAGCCUUGUAUGGUUUUUUGUGAACUAAUCAAAAGUUUUGUUUCUUUUCCCCUUAAAUAUUUAGUCCUGUGUAAAUAUUCUUGGAAAAUGUGUGCAAUACACAGACUCCUAUUCUCAUCAAAUUUUUUCAAUCUAAUAACUCCAAGAUGAUGACCCGGUUUUGAUUGUUUGAGAGAGUGAUUUGGACAUAUUAUCAAUUCAUUUUCUGGAAAUGCAAUAUCUUGUAAUUCAAUUAAAAUGCAAUGUUUGACAUCUUUGAGUUGUUAAUAACAGAAACAGUAUACUAAGUUUACAUGAAAGUUGAAGUAAUGUGGUGUCCUCCAUUUUCCCAAUAUAGGUUAGAACCAUGUUCGCAUCCCAAACUGACUGGUAUUUCGGCAAGGAUGGUCUUUCUUCAAAAAUUCCUGUUAAAUAGCGUUUAAGUAGAUCUAAUCGGUUUUCACUGAAGUCUUUAUUACCACAUAAUGUUGUAAGAUUAUUUAUUGCUGCCUUAGCACUCUGGAAAACACUAAAUUUGCACUCCUUCUUAUACAGAGUGACAAAAAAACGCUAAUAUGUGGUUGGCAGUUGGUUGAAAGGGAUUAACAUUUUUCCCGCAGAAAGUAAACCAUCUUUGUAUGUAUGAGUCAUAUUGUUCUUUGGUUGAUUUGUUUCAUGAUCGCAUGAUUGUUUUAACAGCAUCUCUUGGUACUCCCUGCGCCGUGAAAAGUUCCUGGAUAAUUUGAAAACUCCGAGGUUCAUCUUCCGCAGUGGAUGUUUUCGCUUUGGUUUGUGUGAGAGAGACAGGAUUGUGUGUGCCGCUGGGAGUUUGAAACAGGGACCGUUUAUCAGAUGUAUCAGAGAUGCCCACCAACUUUGUGCAGUCCGUAUUGGACAGAUGAUCACUACCUCUGCGUGAUCUUCUUCUAUCUUCUGGAGUAUUCUAGAAAUGAGAUUAAAGGGAGAAAAAAUAUAAUAUAACGUAUCAGUCCAUUGCAAAGAAAACGCAUCAACUGCCAAACCAUUACAUCCGGUUUGUAAGAGACAUACUCUUUUAGCUUGAAAUUUUUACUUGAGGCAAAUAAAUCUACUGUCAUGUCCGGAUAUUGAUUCUGAAUGUUUUCAAAUGUUCUGUGAUCUAUAGACAAUUCAGUGUUAUCAUUAAAGCUACUGGACAGUUCAUCUGCUUCUUGGUUGCAGACACCUGGAACGUGUGCUGCUGACAGAUAAAGUUUCCUACCAAUACACUAAAGCCAAAUUUCUCUAGCUAAAUUGUUUAGCUCUUGUGUCCCCCCCCCCCCUCCAAACUUAUUGAUAUAUGAGCAACUGGUUUACUUCCCCGCCCCACUUUUUGAGGCAUCAGAGUACAAAAUCACUGAUGGCGGUUGGCGGUCCAUGUGACACCACUUUGCUACUUUGAAGCUAACUGGUAAUUCUACUAUCCACCAUUGCAGCAUUGUGUAAUAAGAUAUUUUCAUAAGAGCCUCAAAGUCACCCUUUUCAACUUCUCAUCUUUCACCUUUUCUAAUGGCUUGUAGAAUAGUGGCGCAUAUUCUACGCCUGGGGCAGUAGCUACCAUUUUACCAGUUACUUUUGAAAAUUUUCUGAUGCUAAUUUUCUUUAAAGUCAAAAGAUUUUUGCACAAUUUUAUCAAUUCAUUAAUUCGAAUUAUUGUCAGUCUCACCGUCAUUGUUUCUGAACUUAACAGAAAACCAAGGAAUUGAAUUUGCCUGCAUGGAAUAAACAAUGAUUUUUGCGGGUUCACAGUAAGACCUAAUGAAUCCAUUAGUGCUACAGUAUCGAUUACAUUGUCUUUACAGGUUUCAUAUGUUUCUCCCUGUAAACAAGAAUCGUCAAUAUAUGACGUGCUUAUAUGUCCCUUUGCUCUUAGUGACGCAAACACAGGUUUCAUGUUUUUUGUAAAGACCCGUGGAGAAAUUGAUAAUCCCAUCACAAGAGCAGUAAACUGAUAUUUCACAUUUUUAUAAAUAAAUCUGAAAUAGUUCCUUUCUUCAUAUCGGAUAGAGAUGGAAUAAAAAGCAUCAGUUAAAUCGACCGAUGCGAAAAAUCAAUUUUCCGCAUGUUUUCUACUGCUGAUUUUAGUGUCUCCAUUUUAAAAUGAAUAUUGUAUGUCUGUGACCGCUGUCUAUUGUUCUGUAUUCUCUUGUAUCGGGGGUUGUGU
This is a messenger RNA of Mercenaria mercenaria, 5092 nucleotides long. RefSeq lists its product as uncharacterized. The record is from RefSeq and is a predicted model, not a curated record. NCBI's taxonomy places the organism in Eukaryota, Metazoa, Mollusca, Bivalvia, Venerida, Veneridae. The transcript has 2 exons. Bases 528 to 1421 code for a protein of 297 amino acids.